UAAUACUGCAUUAGAAAAAAAUGUUCAAAAAGGAGUUCAUGUUAACUCUAAAGGCUUACAAUUGUCUCCUAAAAGUACCCAAGCUCUUUUGGUAUCUAACAAUGGAAAUGUACUUGAGUUAUAUCAAGCAAGACAUCAAAUAAAAAAAAUAAAAAAUAAACUAGGGUCAACAUGUAGUGGAAGGGAUAAAGUAGAAGAUGAUAAUAAUAGUAACACAAAUCAUCUGGAAAGUAAAAAAGAAUUGGAAAAUACUGUUAAUAAGAUAAUUGAUGAUAAUAAUUUAGGUUCAACUAUAUUUAUGUCCACUGAGAAUUAUUUGAAAUUGUUACUAACAUUUCCUUGUAAGCAAUGUGGAGAAUCUAAGUAUUCAACUGAGUUUACCAAUGAACCAGAUUGUAUGAGUUACUCUAAAACUUUAGCUGCAACAGGAUUAAUAGCUGGAUUAAAUAGAAGAGAGUUGGAAACUGGAUUGGCAUUUAUGGGAAUUACUUCUCAAUCUUGCUCAAA
Messenger RNA from Entrophospora candida, 507 nucleotides. The record is from the annotation of a GenBank genome assembly. NCBI's taxonomy places the organism in Eukaryota, Fungi, Glomeromycota, Glomeromycetes, Entrophosporales, Entrophosporaceae.